CAUGUGCAGGUGGGAAGCCUGUGGCAGGUUGGAGACUCUUGGGAAGUGAGGGAUUGGGGAUCAUUUGGGGGAUGGGGUGGAGAUCUUGGCAGAAUUGGAGGGAGCAAGCUGAGUCAGGAGAAACAGAGACAGGGGAGGGGGGUGAAGAAGGCAUGGUGGGGGGAGGGGAAGAAGCUGAGUUAUACAAGCUGCCCCUGGGAGAUGCCCCAGUGACCCAAGGGUGAUGCCUGAGUGAUCCCAUUAUAAACUGCCAGCUCCGUCUGGCCUAAUGCACUGAUUCUCUUUAGCUUGGGCUAAGAGGGGACGCAAACAGAAAUGAGCAAAAGCAGGAGGCCACCCCCACCACCAGGACGCAGUGGUGCUGCCAAAGCCAGACAGAUGGGUUUGCUGGUGGACUUCUCUGCUGAUGGGAUGAUGGACAACGAUGAUGGGGAGGAUGACAAUGAACUGGAAGCUGAGUUCAUGGCUAUUGUUGGGUGCCAGCCCAACUUGAAAGGGAAGCCAAAAGGGAAAACUCCUUUACCCAUGGAUGCAAUCGAGAGAAUGGCUGCUUUCUGCAUGAAAGACCUUGAUGAAGAGGAUGGAGAGGAAGAGGAUAAUCUGGAAGAUGAAGAUGAGCUAAUGGCAGAACUCAACGAAGUCCUUGGUGAAGAAGAGGAAACCCAAGUGGCCCUAGUCCCUGCUGCAAAGGCAAAUGAAACUCCUGCUGAAUCUAGCAGUUCUGAAUCUGCUCUUGUGGAAAGGCUGGAGAUGUACAAAACAGCCAUCACUAACGCCAAGCAGGUGGGCGACAGUUCCAAAGUGCGUCGAUAUGAGAGAGGCCUCAAGACCCUAGAGAACAUGGUGAACUCAGUGAGGAAGGGCAAGAAGAUUAACGAGGAGGAGAUCCCACCGCCAGUGGCUCUUGGGAAGACUGUGAGUUCACAGCAAUCCUCUUCUCCCGGGACCACACCAUCGCUCCAGCCCUCUACCCCUGAUGGAAGCUCCAGUCUCCUCAGCCAUUCUUCUUUGCAGCCGCCUGCCACCACCCCUCCACAGCUGCCCCAGGCAACAUCCCCCAAGACACUGCCUCCUGUCCUGCCAAAGCCUAAGGUUUUGCCAGUCCCUGCCUUACCUAUCAGAUCCCCAGAGACCCCGGAGGAAAAGCCUGUUCCUUUGGCCCCAUCUCCCCAGGCAGGGUCUGUGAGUUCUGGUCCCCAGGCACUCGUCCAGGCCAGGCAGCGGGAGUACAAGCUGGCAGCACUGCAUGCCAAGCAACAAGGCAGCAUUGAGGAGGCCACACAGUACUACCGCAUUGCCAAGAGCCUCGACUCCAUGUUGGAAACUCUGGGUAAGGGCCAGGCAGUGGAUUUGGGCAGCUUGCCACCCCCUUGUGACCAGCUGCCCAAGAAGCUGUUGUCCCCGUGUGCGCAGCAGUCCCCAGCAGCAAUGCCGGCAGCUACACCCGAACCUAAGUUGGUCUCUCCUGCCUCAGCAGACAUCCCCCCACCACCCCGAGACCUGAUGGAGGCCCUGCAACAGAGGAUGGAGAGGUACAAAACAGCAGCAGUCCAGGCCAAGAGCAAAGGAGAUGACCGGAAGGCAAGAAUGCAUGAGCGCAUCGUGAAGCAAUACCAAGACGCCAUCCGGGCCCACAAGACAGGGAAAGCUGUGGAGGUUUCGGAGCUGCCUGUCCCACCAGGCUUUCCCCCCAUCCAGGGCAUGGAGGCUUCGUCAGGGAGCCAGAGCAUCGUGGGGGUCCUCCAGACAGCCAUGAAAUUAGCCAAUCAGGAGGACCGAGAGAAUGAUGAGGAGGAGGAUGAGAUUCAGGAGACAAAGCCCCACCCUGCACUGACAAAGCCAGCUGCUGUGUCUCAGCCCAAGCUGCCAUCUCAGCCUGCUGCCCCAAUAUCCUCGGCUGGACCUGCAGCACUGCACCCAGCAGGGACAGCAAAGUCAACCCCCAAGGCCAACACCAGAGCCCAGCAGCAGCUGGUAUUCCUAGAGGGCCGGAAGAAGCAGCUGACGCAGGCAGCACUACAGGCCAAACAGAAGAAUGACAUUGAGGGGGCCAAGCUCUUCCUACGCCAGGCCAAGGGCCUUGACCCAAUGAUUGAGGCAGCACACAAUGGCCUGCCCGUGGACAUCACUAAGGUGAGGAGGGGAGCUGCCUUCCAUGCCACCUCUCUCCACUCCCUCCUAAUGUGCUGCACAGCAUUGCUGUGUGCCGUUCAAACAGUUGACAGGUCCUGCCCCAGAAGUGGCUGAGAUUUUAGCAUUGAGUGACAGGCAUAGCUUUUAUCAGCAGUUUAAGUAAGUUGAGAAUUAGGUGACGUGGACAUGGGUGGAAUUAGGAUUUUGAAAUGGGGGGUGCAGGUGAUGUAGCCCAUCGUCACAUAGAACACAGGAUACAUUUUUUCCCAUGAAAGAAACUAGAAGCUUUACUAAUAGGCUA
Molecule: messenger RNA, 2434 nt
Organism: Gavialis gangeticus (Gharial)
Lineage: Eukaryota; Metazoa; Chordata; Crocodylia; Gavialidae
Product: coiled-coil and C2 domain-containing protein 1A-like
Exons: 14
Coding region: 316-2247 (643 amino acids)
Biological process (GO): regulation of transcription by RNA polymerase II
Cellular component (GO): nucleus
Molecular function (GO): DNA-binding transcription repressor activity, RNA polymerase II-specific; RNA polymerase II cis-regulatory region sequence-specific DNA binding
Source: RefSeq, a predicted model, not a curated record